Molecule: messenger RNA, 384 nt
Organism: Lolium rigidum
Lineage: Eukaryota; Viridiplantae; Streptophyta; Magnoliopsida; Poales; Poaceae
Exons: 1
Coding region: 1-384 (127 amino acids)
Source: RefSeq, a predicted model, not a curated record
AUGUCCGCACAAGUGGCGGCGCCGGUACCGGCCGCGGAGAAGGCUACGAUGGCGGCGUGGCCGUACGUGGAGUACAUGGCACGGUGGGAGCGGCAAGUAGAGCGGCGGCAGCUGUUCCUCCGGAGCUACCACUUCUCGCGCGACGCCGACCACCACCUCUCGCCGCGCGCGCGCACGCGCCGCGUGAUCUGGGCCGGGGCGCGCCGCCUGCGCCGGGCUGCUGCCACGGGGCUCCGCCGCCUCCGCGCGCGCAUCCGCCUCUGCUUCGGCUGGGCAGCACCGGCCCUCCGCCGCCGCUCCUCCUCCUCCUGUCGCCGGGCCGGCCACAGGUUCUGCUACGGCCGCCUCCCGCGGUCCACCGCUGCGUCCGUCUGCUUCUGGUAG